Messenger RNA from Rotaria sp. Silwood2, 756 nucleotides. NCBI's taxonomy places the organism in Eukaryota, Metazoa, Rotifera, Eurotatoria, Philodinida, Philodinidae. The record is from the annotation of a GenBank genome assembly.
AUGUGUGAAGCGACGCGUACGAAAUAUAUAUUAGGUGAUUAUUAUCGACAUCAGUGCAAAAUAAUGUCAAUCACCAAUAGUAAUAUGAAAAUUGAAACCUUGGCUUGGGUAACUGAUGAUGAAGCUGAAUUUUGGACGAGUACAUCACCUAGAGAAAAAACUCAUCAAUCUCAUAAUUCCUUAACAUCAAAAGAUUUAUCUUCAAAUAUUUUUUCAUCUAAUGGUCUUUACUUUAAAACAAAUAAUCAAUUAGAUACUGAAAUGGAAGAUCAUUUGUCAUUAUUAUCUAAACAAGCAAUUGAAAAACAAAAGAAAGAAGAAAAAAAUAAAGUCGAAGAAAAACACAUAUUUGACAUAUUUCAACUAAAUAAUAACAUUCAUCUCAAGAAAAAUAAUUCCGAAGAAAAGAUGGGUUUUUUUAGUCGAUUAUAUCAUCAAUUAACAAGAUCAUCACCUUCAGAAACCGAUUAUUUAGAUGAUGAUGUUUUCAUAGAUAUCGAUGAAAAUGAAAUAACUGCCGUCGUCAAUAAUAAUACAGAUAUGAAUACAUCAUUCAAUGUUGAAAGUAAAUUUAUAGAUAAUAUUCCAUUUGUGAAUAAUUUUAAAUCAUUUAUUGAUGAAUUAACUGAAGAAAAAGAUGUUAUUAUGGGAAAUAUUGAUGAAGAAAUAUUAUUUAAUCGAAGAAGUCAAAAAGCAAAAUCUUCACUUGUACCAAUCAAAACCAAUGAAACAUUUUAUAUACAAACAUCUUUUUGA